Callorhinchus milii (elephant shark) is the source of this 1731-nucleotide messenger RNA. RefSeq names its product musashi RNA-binding protein 2b (gene msi2b). Bases 165 to 1508 code for a protein of 447 amino acids. Lineage: Eukaryota; Metazoa; Chordata; Chondrichthyes; Chimaeriformes; Callorhinchidae. The transcript is spliced from 16 exons. The record is from RefSeq and is a predicted model, not a curated record. Gene Ontology annotation, molecular function: RNA binding. Gene Ontology annotation, cellular component: cytoplasm.
GGGGAGGGGGCGGGGCUCAGGCUCAGGCGCUCGGACCCAGCAGCUGAUCCCACGUGUGAGGCUGAGCUCCUUCCCGGCUGUGAGUCCAUUCUGCGAGCGGGGCUGAGCCGGGGCUGAGCCGGAGCCGGGGCUCUUCUCUUUAGUCGGUAGCGAUAGACACAGUGAUGGAGGCAGACGGUAGCCAAGCCACCUCCGGUAGCCCCAGCGACUCGCAGCACGACCCGGGUAAAAUGUUCAUCGGCGGCCUGAGCUGGCAGACCUCCCCAGAUAGCCUUAGGGACUAUUUUAGCAAAUUUGGCGAAAUCAGAGAAUGUAUGGUCAUGAGAGACCCGACCACAAAGCGAUCCAGAGGCUUCGGUUUCGUUACGUUUGCCGACCCCGCAAGUGUCGAUAAAGUGUUAGCUCAGCCCCAUCACGAAUUGGACUCGAAGACGAUUGACCCAAAGGUUGCAUUUCCCCGAAGAGCACAGCCCAAGAUGGUCACACGAACAAAGAAAAUAUUUGUAGGCGGAUUAUCUGCAAAUACAGUAGUAGACGACGUGAAGCAAUACUUUGAACAGUUUGGCAAGAUAGAAGAUGCCAUGCUAAUGUUUGAUAAGACAACCAACAGGCAUAGAGGAUUCGGCUUUGUGACUUUCGAAAACGAAGAAGUUGUUGAAAAAGUCUGUGAAAUCCAUUUCCACGAGAUCAAUAACAAAAUGGUAGAAUGUAAGAAAGCACAACCGAAAGAGGUGAUGUUCCCACCGGGAACGCGAGGGAGAGCCCGAGGAUUACCCUACACCAUGGACGCGUUCAUGCUGGGAAUGGGAAUGCUGGGUUACCCGAACUUUGUUGCAACAUACGGUCGUGGCUACCCAGGAUUCGCGCCGAGCUACAGCUAUCAGUUCCCAGCUUUCCCCGCAGCAGCGUAUGGACCGGUGGCGGCAGCAGCAGCAGCAGCGAGAGGAUCAGGUAGGGGGGCCCGUGGAAGAGGCGGCUACUUGGCAUACCCUCAGAAUACAGGGGCAGGGUUCCCCGAUUAUGGUUUUUAUUCUUCACCCGGUGAUCAACGGGCUUCCGUGUCGUUUGCCGACUAUGGGUCAAUGGGACUGCGGGCAGCUCAGAUGCUUCGCAGUGAGCAUGCUCCUCAAGCGAGCAGUCCUUCCCUGCACCACCUUUCCAGUCCGGAUCAGUUUAAGAACCCAGGAUCCGCACCUGGAAUAAACAGCCACCUGCUAUCGUGGCCACAGCCACUGGUAAAAAUGACAGGUAAGCAAUUCCUGAAUAGCUACACUGCUCAACCGAAUUUUGGGGGACCUGCUUCCCCGGCAGGCACCAACCCAGCCAGGCCUGGUGGAUUCCCCGGGGCCAACAGCCCAGGUCCAGUGGCUGAUAUCUACGGUACAGCCAGCCAGGACUCCGGCGUCGGGAACUACAUGAGUGCCACCAGCCCUCAGCCAGGCUCUGGCUUUGGACACAGCAUUGGGGGACCGUUGAUUGCGACGGCUUUUACAAACGGAUACCAUUGAAAGCAAACAGGUGGUUGGUUGCCAUCUCACUUUUGAGAGUUUAGCAGGAGCUCCAGGCAAGGCUGGGCGAACGUACUGAUGGGGCCCAGAUUCAGGUGAUGUCAACAAAAAUGAGGGGACAAAAACACACACAAACGAGCACUACAUCAUCAUCAGCCAACAGCACAGGAGAUGGCAGUCUGUGGGCUGGACUUUUUUUAAUAAAAAAAAGAAAAGAAAAUUA